Molecule: messenger RNA, 489 nt
Organism: Cynara cardunculus var. scolymus (artichoke)
Lineage: Eukaryota; Viridiplantae; Streptophyta; Magnoliopsida; Asterales; Asteraceae
Exons: 2
Coding region: 1-489 (162 amino acids)
Source: RefSeq, a predicted model, not a curated record
AUGGGAGAGAAUGUCUCCGCUGUUCUACAAGGAGUCAAGAUGCCCGAAAAAUGCAAGGACCCAGAGCACAGGUCUUAUUGGGCUGUCAAGAAAUGUAAUAUGYGGCUAGAUGAUGCGGGAGUUCAAAGGAAGUUGCAGUUGCAAGAAUUGGAGGAAAUCAGAAAUGAUGCAUAUGAGAGCUCCAAGAUUUACAAAGAGCGGACCAAAGCUUUUCACGACAAGCUAAUCUCCCAGAAAGAGUUUGUGGUCGGGCAAAAGGUUUUACUUUUUCAUUCACGCCUAAAACUAUUUUCCGGUAAGCUUAGAUCAAGGUGGGUUGGUCCUUUUAUAGUUGUUAAGGUUUAUGCUCAUGGAGCAGUCGAUAUUGAAAGCCCGAAAACGUGUAAGUCGUUUAAGGUGAACGGGCAUAGACUGAAACCUUUUUAUGAAGGUUUUCAGUCUACGGACAUUGAUGUUAUGGCUCUUGAGCCACCGCCCGUUGUUAGUUAG